AUGGAGACGAUCCUGCCCAAGUACUACAACUGGACGAUGUCGUACCGCGCGGACUCCGACAUUUCUUUCCCGGGGGCGCAGGUGGUGCCGGGGCCGGGGCCGCGGGGGUGGCUGGCGCCCGCUGCUCCUCCUCCGCCCCCUGAUGUGGUGGCGUCGUUACCUUCGGUUCCCCCGCAGAGCGGGGUGAGCCAGAAUGCGGUGCGAGUGGCGUUCUUCAACGACUUCUGCCACCUGGAGCCCACCACCCGCGCCUUCGUCGCCGUCCUCAAGCUGUUCCUGCGCGUGGACGAGAUGGGCAAGGACUACGAGGUGGAGAAGUUGUACGACUACCUGCAACUGGACAUCGUGUCGGUGGUGAGCGGUAGCGGCAACUACAUUGCAGUGUUGCCACCUCACUCGUUCGUCAACGCGCGAGAUUUCCGGUCGGUGUCCGAUCUGGCCGUGUACUUGCUGUUCUUGGCGCAGCACCCGCAGGAGUACGCCAAGUUCUCGUGGUGGAAGUCCCACUACAGGCUGGUGCGCUCCCCGCCCGCAAACCUGUGCCGCCUCUGCGAGAAACUCCAACAGCCCCAGCCGCCCAAAGCCUACGUCAGCGUUUGGAAGUACUGGCACGGCCAGUACAUGUGCCGGUUUGACGAUGGGGAGGUAUUCGCAUGAGACGAAGAGUAGGGCUAUGCACCGAUUUAAACAUAUUUUCCCUUCAAGGUCACGAGCUGGUUACGGGAGCUUUGGUACGACUUUGCCAUUGGAGUUUCCGAUUGGAUGACAGUGUCCCGCUCGUCACCUUGAAUUGCCACAGUGUUUAAAUCGGAGUAUAUAUCAGAGA
Molecule: messenger RNA, 826 nt
Organism: Gryllus bimaculatus (two-spotted cricket)
Lineage: Eukaryota; Metazoa; Arthropoda; Insecta; Orthoptera; Gryllidae
Source: the annotation of a GenBank genome assembly